AUGGCACCUCCAAAACACCCCGCCACACGCGCAAAAAACCCCGGCGCCGGCGCCAAGAAGCACCGGCCCAACCACGGGCGGCAGCAGCUCCGGCACGUGACGCGCACCGCCCGCCGGCCCGCGCCCGCCGCGGAAGACGCCGUGGAGCCCGCGUCGCUGCUGGAAGACGAGCUGGCGGCGCCCGCCACCGCCGCCCCGGCGCCGCCCAAGUUCCAGGAGGGCAAGGCCUACGACGCGCUCUUGACGCUCUUGACGGCGGAGCAAAAAACGGCGCCGAUCCGCCGCCGCAGCCCCGAGCAACGGCGCACGGACCGGCCCCUGGCGCCGGGUGCCGACGACGACAUCAAUGCCGGCGCCAAUCUCGCGGAUGACCCGGACUCCGACACGGACUCUGACGCGGGCGCGUCCUCCGACGCGGACGACGCGCCCGGGGCCGCGCCUGCCUGCGACCCGUUCGAGGCGCACUUCAACCUGGUCUCGGACUCGGCCAUCGAGCUCAAAAGCAAGGCCGCGGCCGGCCACAAGUGGCCGCUUGCCGAGCGCACGGAGUUCGGCAGCCCGGCGUACGUGGCGCAGGUGCACGAGCCGCCCGGCGGCGCCCUCGGCAGCGGCCGUGUGGACGGCGGCGGCCUGUUCAGCAGCUUCGCCACGGUCAAAAACAGGGUGCGGGCCGGGUACUUGGCGCAGCACGGCGACGCGCUCACGGCGCUCGACGCGGCGGUGCUCCGGCGCAUGCUCGAGUACCGGGACGUCAGCUUCGCGUGCCAGCUGCACACGAACACGGCGUACCAGAAGCUCUACAUCGCGCACGUGCUCAACCACACGUUCAAGACGCGUGACCGGAUCUUGAAGAACAACGACAAGCUCCGCGCGUACGGCGACGCGCUCCGGAACGGCACGUUGGCGCCCGGCGCCGCGGAGCCGGAGUUGCGCGACCAGGGCUUCACGCGGCCCAAGGCGUUGAUUCUCUUGCCCACGCGCCACGCCGCGUACGAGGUGGUGGAGCAGCUCAUCCGGCUCUCCGGCGCGGAGCAGCAGGAGAACCGCAGGAAGUUCAAGCUGCAGUUCUUCCAGGACGGCAUGCCGCCCGAGACCAAGCCCGCGGACUUCCGGCGCAUGUUCCAGGGCAACUCCAGCGACUUCUUCAGCGUGGGCAUCAAGUUCACGCGCAAGACCGUCAAGCUCUACGCGUCGUUUUUCAACGCGGACGUGUUGGUGGCGUCGCCGCUCGGCUUGUCCAUGAUCCUCGAGGACCCCAAGCAGGCCAAGCGCGAGUACGACUUCUUGUCGUCCAUCGAGGUCUUGGUCGUGGACCACGCCAACCAGAUCGAGAUGCAGAACUGGGACCACGUGGCCACGGUGCUCAGGUACGUCAACCGAAUCCCCAAGAACUCCCACGGCGCGGACUUCUCGCGCAUCCGCAUGUGGGCCAUCAACGACCAGGCCCGCUACUUGCGCCAGACGCUUGUGUUCUGCGAGUUCCUCACGCCCAACGUCAACAGCAUGCUCUCGCGCUCCGCCAACCUCGCGGGCAAGGCGCGCUUCCGCCCCGUGGUCACGGCCCAGACGUGCAUCAUGAACUCCGUGGGCUUGAAGAUCAAGCAGAUCUUCCAGCGCUUCGACGCGCCGGACCCGCAGACGAGCCACGACGCGCGCUUCAAGUUCUUUGUCAACGCCGUGCUCCCCGCGGUCACCAAGCAGCUGUCCUACGAGGACGGGCUCCUCAUCUACAUCCCGUCGUACUUCGACUACGUGCGUGUCAAGGCGCACAUGAAGCGCCACACCAAGCUCGACUUUGCGUCCAUCGACGAGUACCUGUCGCGGCCCAAGGUGUCGCGGGCCCGCCACCACUUUGCGGCGGGCAAGACCAAGCUUUUGCUCUACACGGAGAGAUUGCACCACUUCCGCCGCUACGAGCUUGCGGGCGUCAAGAACGUGUUGGUGUACGAGGCCCCGGCGAACCCGCAGUUCUACAAGGAGCUCUUGCGCUUCGUGGGCAAGUCCAUAUACAACGGCCAGGCGGACGUGGACUUGUCUUUUGUGAAGACGCUCUACUCGAAGUGGGACGCGGCGGCGUUGGAGCGGAUCGUGGGCAACGAGCGCACGCCUGUUCUCUGCAACGCUGUGAACGAGCUUUACGAGUUUCGGUAG
Messenger RNA from Metschnikowia bicuspidata var. bicuspidata NRRL YB-4993, 2151 nucleotides. Its product is annotated as rRNA-binding ribosome biosynthesis protein. The transcript has a single exon. Gene Ontology annotation, biological process: maturation of SSU-rRNA from tricistronic rRNA transcript (SSU-rRNA, 5.8S rRNA, LSU-rRNA). The record is from RefSeq and is a predicted model, not a curated record. Gene Ontology annotation, cellular component: small-subunit processome; nucleolus. Lineage: Eukaryota; Fungi; Ascomycota; Pichiomycetes; Serinales; Metschnikowiaceae. Bases 1 to 2151 code for a protein of 716 amino acids. Gene Ontology annotation, molecular function: rRNA binding; U3 snoRNA binding.